This is a messenger RNA of Sitodiplosis mosellana (orange wheat blossom midge), 611 nucleotides long. RefSeq lists its product as uncharacterized. The transcript is spliced from 3 exons. NCBI's taxonomy places the organism in Eukaryota, Metazoa, Arthropoda, Insecta, Diptera, Cecidomyiidae. The coding region runs from base 143 to 583 and encodes 146 amino acids. Gene Ontology annotation, molecular function: odorant binding. The record is from RefSeq and is a predicted model, not a curated record.
AACAAUGGAGAAUAAAUAGUUUAUUUCUCAUCAUUUUCAUUUCGUGCGACAUCAUAUUUUCGCUAUAAAAGAAGUGUUUGAUGUUUAUUUGUCUACAGUUGGAAUUAUUUAAGCUUCAAGCACAGAUAUUUCAAAUACAAUCAUGUUCGACAAUAACGCCAAAGUAGUUCAAUGGAUUCUAAUUCUGAGCUGUAUUUCUCUGAUCUUUGCUGGUUUUUUUGACGAUGAGGAGGACAAAAAAAAUCUACAGGAAUGCAUGAAAGAGCUUGGUGUCAGCCAAGCUAAAGUGAAGGAAAUGGAAGACGCGGAUGAACCUAACAGCGAAUAUUCUUGUUUCUUCGGAUGCAUGUCCUUUAAAGAAGGAUUGAUCAUGAAAAAUGGACAAAUGAACAAGACCUGGGUUGAUGCUGCGAUAGCCACAAUGGAAGAUAAAGAUGAGAAAGAAUUUAUGCAAGAAUUUUACAAAGUUAUUGGCAACGAUUUAAAAAAUGCUACUGAUACAUGCUCAGCAGGCGCAUAUCUUCAGAACAUGAUGUAUAACUUGAAAAAAGCCGAAAAAGAGCUAACAAGUAAAAAUGAUUGAUUUGGAACGAAUUCAGAUUGUGCACCAU